Messenger RNA from Colius striatus (speckled mousebird), 5439 nucleotides. It is a transcript of the gene MIGA2, whose product is annotated as mitoguardin 2. The record is from RefSeq and is a predicted model, not a curated record. Gene Ontology annotation, biological process: mitochondrial fusion. The coding region runs from base 240 to 2012 and encodes 590 amino acids. The transcript has 16 exons. Lineage: Eukaryota; Metazoa; Chordata; Aves; Coliiformes; Coliidae.
GGGAAGGAGACGCUGCCCUUCCGCGGCCAUGGCGUGCGGCGGGGGGAGAGGGCGCCGACCAGGGCCGUGCGCCUCCCCCGCCACGGAGGAGGAUUGCCAGAUGAAGGCUGACCCCAGGACUCUGAGCCAGAUGUCAGAGAGGAAUUGGAUUUCUUUGUGAGCAUCUCGCGCAGCAUCCACAAGUGCCCUCCCCACACAUACCUUGUGGCUCCUCGAGGUGCUGAGAUCUUUGUGCAGACAUGGCAUUUAGAAGGACAGAAGGAAUGUCCAUCAUCCAGGCCUUGGCAAUGACCGUGGCAGAGAUCCCUGUGUUUGUUUACACGACGUUUGGGCAGUCUGUGUUCUCUCAGCUGCGGCUCUCUCCAGGCCUGCGUAAGGUGCUGUUUGCCACAGCUCUCGGGACAGUUGCCUUGGCUCUUGCAGCUCAUCAGCUGAAGCGGCGGCGGCGGCGAAAGAAGCAGAUUGCUCCAGACAAGUGUGGCUUUAAGCCUGGAGGGAUCACAGUGCCCAUCCUGCCAACCAGAAGGGUCUCCUCUGUGAAGAAAGGAUAUUCCAGCAAGAGAGUCCAGAGUCCUGGCAGCAAGAGCAAUGACACUCUCAGUGGGAUUUCCUCCAUCGAGCCCAGCAAACAUUCGAGUUCCUCUCACAGCCUUGCCUCGAUGGUAGCAGUCAACUCUUCAAGUCCAAUACCAGCAGGGAUGUGGGAGGCCCAGGCAAUGGGAGAUGCUGGAGCCAUUGGUGAUGCCAGUGCAGAAAGUCUCUAUGUUCAAGGCAUGGAGCUGUUUGAGGAGGCUCUGCAGAAGUGGGAGCAGGCACUUACCAUCAGGCAGAGGGACAGUGCUAGUACCAGCACCCCCCUUCCCUGGGACAGCAAGAAACAGCAAGAGAGCGUGUCUGAGAGCAUUCCAGAGGAGGAGUCCCAGAAAAGGGAGUUUGCUGAGAAGCUGGAGUCCCUCUUGCACCGAGCCUACCACCUCCAGGAAGAGUUUGGGUCUUCACUCCCAUCAGACAGCAUGCUGCUGGACCUGGAGAAGACUUUAAUGCUUCCCUUAACGGACGGGUCGCUGCGGCUUCGGACCGAUGAUGAAGACAGCUCCAUUUCUGAGGACUCCUUCUUCUCUGCAGCAGAGCUCUUUGACCCUCUCCACUUUGAGGAAAUACCAUUCCACCUCUCUAAGCCAGUAGCAGCAUAUGAAGAAGCUCUGCAGUUGGUGAAAGAAGGGAAGGUUGCGUGUCGGACGCUGAGGACAGAGCUCCUUGGCUGCUACAGUGACCAGGAUUUCCUUGCAAAGCUGCAUUGUGUCAGGCAAGCCUUCCAGGAGCUGCUGGAGGAUGAAAGCAAUCAACUGUUUUUUGGGGAGGUUGGGAAGCAAAUGGUGAUAGGACUGAUGACAAAAGCUGAAAAGAAUCCUAAAGCUUUUCUGGAAAGCUACGAGGAGAUGCUGCAUUAUGCACUGAAGCAAGAGACCUGGCCAACCACUCAGCAGGAGCUGGAGGGAAGAGGGGUGGUGUGUAUGAGUUUCUUUGAUAUUGUGCUGGAUUUUAUCCUCAUGGAUGCUUUUGAGGAUCUAGAGAACCCUCCCUCCUCCGUGCUGGCUGUGCUGCGCAACCGCUGGCUCUCCGACAGCUUCAAGGAGACGGCUCUAGCAACUGCCUGCUGGUCAGUUCUGAAAGCAAAAAGGAGGCUUCUGAUGGUACCAGAUGGUUUUAUCUCUCAUUUCUACUCCGUAUCGGAGCAUGUCAGUCCUGUUCUAGCCUUUGGUUUUCUGGGGCCCAAGCAGCAGCUGUCUGAAGUCUGCAGUUUUUUCAAGCACCAGAUAGUACAAUACCUGAAGGACAUGUUUGAUUUGGACAACGUGAGAUACACAACGGUGCAGUCACUGGCAGAAGACAUUUUGCAGCUGUCACGGCGGCGCAGCGAGAUCCUCUUGGGAUAUUUGGGCACUGAGGCUUCCCCUGAGAUGAAUGGCAUGCUUCCUGCUGACAGCGAGCCACUGAAGGAACUCAUCUGAUGGCAGGCAGGGGAGGAAAACAGUUUUGUACAAGGACCUUUUUUUCCUCCCAGAGAUGGAUAAAACUACGUGCAACACGCAGUGGUGGCAGCGAGGCUAUCUCAACACACAGCAACCUGGUGGGACCUUCUGCUUUUUUGUAGCCAGUAGUGUUUGCUGGGAUGGAUCCAGGACCACUUGCCAGCUUAUGGUUUGAAUUUCUUCUUUGUUCCACCUUCCUGUUCCUUGUAUUAUUAUUUUUAAUGUGUCAUAUAAACCACAAACUGCCUGGGCCCAGAUUUUUGCCCAGUUCUCUUGAAUAGGGCAACACACAUACUUGUUUUGCCUGUGUGUUUUCUGGGGGAUAAUCCCUGAUGUUUAUGAUUGUGUGUGGGAGUGGGAACAUCAUUGGCAAAUUCUCCACUUGACUCUUAGUCUCUCGAGGAGGCUUUGUUUGCUUUGGGACUUUUAUCAUGGUUCUUCUCUGCUGUGUUUCCACAGACAUUACUGCUGAUUUUUACCUUACAAAUGUGACUAGCAAAGAUUUAUUUCCCAGGGAGGAAGAAAUACUUCUGUAAAGCACUGAAGUAAAAUGCAGGCUUUUGUAACCAGGCUGAAGCUCUAAGGAAGUUGGUCUGUUCCCUCCGUGUUGCUGCUCUUUGCAGGCCAGAUGAAUGGUUUCUGUGCAGUGGUCGUCCUUGCGUAGGAAAUUGUGGAGGUCUGUGUUUGCCCUUGAGACAAGCUAGUGUGAGGAGGGGGUGAGUUUGCAUCCUGCCUGUAUAUGCACAAAGUCUUUAACAUCUAUCAAAGUGCCUUGCUGUAUUUCAGAAUGAGCCAGAAGCAGUUUUUGCUGGGUAGGAGGUGUGGGGUGUACACAAGCAGGGGGAACCUGUAUAGCGUGGUGCCUAUUUCUGUUAUGCACAAGGUAGUAGAGGUCUAGAUGUUGGAUGUGAUGUAUGAAAGGGGUUAGGUGUGCAGAUAGCUGGAGAGCUAGGAUCAAGCUGCUAGAGAGGAAAUAACUCUGCCAUUCCUGUCUAUCAUUCCUAAGAAACGUGGUGUAGUUUUUUGCAUGUGUGUGUGACCUUGUAGUGCUGGGAUGGGCUCCUCUCCAAGGAUGUGAUCCUGACUGCACAGCUAGCGUGUGAAUCUGGCUGCUCUGGGGCAUGUGCUGAGCUGGAACUAGGGGUAGCAUAGUGGCACUGGAGUUUGCUGGCCAUGAGGCAGUCAGUCCUGGCUUUUGUGUGAAGUUUGUAGUGAUUUGCUGAGUCCUCUGUUAGAGCAAUGCUACAGAUGAAGGUUGAGGGUCCAGCUUGUGCUUUCUCCUGUUUCAGUCCAUAUACAGCUGCAAGUCCCAGCCUCAGAAUGAGGUCUUGAGGGAGAAGAAAGGUAGGGUUUCAAUAGAAACAGGGGCUUCACUGGUUUGGGUUUUUUCUCUCUAGAUUGAUUAGUUAUCCCUUGUAUCUGUUCCACACAAAAGGCCUCAUUUAGCCACAUGUUUGCAAGGGCAGAAAAAUAUGUAAGAAUCUGGAGUUUCCAUAGGAGUGGGAAGUCAGUGCCUGGGCUUGGACACUGCAAAUAUCUUCUUUCUUCCUCUUCAGAUAUCCAAUGUGGAUUCUGCUGAUAAAAGCAGGAAGGAAGUAAACAGGGAACAAGUAACCAGAGGGAUGGAAAAGGAGAGAAAUGUUCCUGAGAUGCUUGCAGGAGAGUAAGUGUAGAGCACAUAACAUUUGUUGCUCUGUAAGCACAUCAGGCUGAUGUGGCUUACCCUGAAGACCAGAUUAAUGCAAUAAACAAGAUACUGCUGAGGCCAAAGUGAGGAGCAGCUGACCCAAGUGAGGCUGCAUGAAAUAAACUGCUAUGAGAAGGAUUUAAGAGGUAGUACUUGAAACUAGGAAAGAUCUCUGAGGUGUUUUGCUCCUGGCAGCAUGCAGGGAGAGAAGAAACAGAGGAUGUGGUAUUAGCACAACACACCUGCUAGAUGUAAACUGUGACUCAGAAGUCUGUUGUAUUCUGAAAGCAAGUUGCUUUGCCAAAAAACAAAAUGUUUAUAGUGCUUUGUGCUCUGGAAUGGCUGGUGUAGAAGAAAGAGUAACUUCAGCUUUGUAUAGUGGUUCAAAAGAUGCUAAAACGUGAAGAUUUAUGUAAUAAGAUGGAUUGUAAUUCUAAACAGUCAAUGCUGUUAAUUUCUCCUUUCACAGGGUUGCUUUAUGUGUAUUUAUUUACUACUUUUGAGUGUCUUUUGGCCUCAGUGUUUGGGGCAGCGUGCCUGCUUUGUGUGCAGACAAGAACUGACACAAGCCUUGAGACAAGGCUGCUGACUUUGGUCUCUUUGCAGCCUUGUGGGAGAGGAUAAUGAAACACAGUCCCCAGGAAGCAAACUACUAACUUGCACUGUAGCUUUUUAAGUGACAAAGUUGUAAAUUCCUAAUCAAUCAAAUGGAAGAAAGAUGGUUUUAUUACAGCUUUUUGCUUUUCCUUGGCUCUUAUUGCAAAUUAGGGGAUGCUGUCCUCGCAGUGAAGGUAAAGAGGAAUCUUCCUCAAGAAUAUCUGCAGCUUCUUAAAUGUUAAGUUCUCCCCCUCUGCCCACCAACACUAACUUGCUCCUGCACAAGGAGCUCUGCUGAGGCAAACUGAUUUUUCUCUUUACUGAGUAGCAUGUUAAACUUCUCUGCACACCCCCUCCAGGCUAUUUCAUUGCUGCUCUUCCCCCUUGAUCCCAAUGUAGCUUGAGAGGAAAGGCAGAGAAAGGUGUUGGCAGGCUCUGAGGAGUACUUGUUCAGAUCAGGGAGUUAAGAGGAGCUGUUCCUGUGGAAGAAGCUCUCCCUGACCUGAGAGGUGGUGGACAGUGACUUGCUGCAUUCAGCUCCUUUGGAUGCAACCCAGAGCGAGGACUCGGGCUGCUUGCACUGAUCCCAGGCAGAGCAGGGCUUGGUCCAAAUGGCAGCCACCUCACUCAUCUAUUUCACAGGGUAGAGUAAAAGGUUAUGAUUAAAUCUACCUGUUGGCUUUGUAAGAGAUUGCUAGCAAAUCCCUCAUUCCCCAGCAUAUUGUGUUUUAGCAGAGCAAAUUCAUCAGUAUUAGUAGCAGAUGAGAUAUGUAUUUGGGUAGAAUCUCUAGAGAUAAGAUAUUUGCCUUUUUUAUCGUGAACUCUUAUUCUCAAGGGGUUAAAUCAUUCUGGGCUGACACUUGCAAGAUUUUAACACAGAUGGAGAUUUAAAGUGGCUUAGCAGCUAUGAAAUAAAAUCCUUCAAUAGUUUCUGAGGCUUAAACAGAAUCUCAAAUGUGCAUGACACUCAGUUUUUAUGUGAAGGUUGUAACAAGCUUCACCAGUGGUUAAAGUAUGUACUUGGUACUUGAGUAUGUCUGUAGAUACUACACCAAAUGGCUCUAGGAGGGUCUUUAAUCUUUAAAGCACAAGUAUAUUAAUAAAAGAAAUAUGAGGAAAAAU